Messenger RNA from Capronia coronata CBS 617.96, 1584 nucleotides. RefSeq lists its product as uncharacterized. Gene Ontology annotation, cellular component: nucleus. Gene Ontology annotation, molecular function: transcription cis-regulatory region binding; zinc ion binding; DNA-binding transcription factor activity, RNA polymerase II-specific. NCBI's taxonomy places the organism in Eukaryota, Fungi, Ascomycota, Eurotiomycetes, Chaetothyriales, Herpotrichiellaceae. The transcript is spliced from 2 exons. Bases 1 to 1584 code for a protein of 527 amino acids. The record is from RefSeq and is a predicted model, not a curated record. Gene Ontology annotation, biological process: positive regulation of transcription by RNA polymerase II.
AUGGCUACGCGAUCAAGAUACGGCUGUAUCGACUGCAAGAAGGCCAAAGUCAAGUGCGAUGAGGUCCAUCCCGCCUGUGGUACUUGCAAGCGUCGAGGUCGUCAAUGUAGUGGUUACAGUCACAUUGUCGCAAAAACCCGGAAAGCUCCUGAGGCAACAGCCGCACAAAGCUCUCUGGCUGCUACUUCUUCUCCUUUCAAUACUCGGGAACCGGGCCUGUUGUUGUCUCCGGUCACGGAACCGGCCACGGACAGGGUUCAGACGUACGAUGCUGCUCUGUACUCUUCCGAACCCUUCAAUGCUAUCGAAUCAGACGCCUCUUCAGCCGCCCCGGUCUCUCCUAUCGCACAUUCCAGUGCGGUUCUAGUGCCAACGCCACCUCUCUUGAGAAGCCUGGCUAUCAUCCCUCCCGGAGCAGUGCAACCCACAGAUGAACCCUUCAUCGAAGUAUACUUCAUGCGUCAUCCGGCGGAUUUGGUGUUUAGCGGCGAGUUCGUCCAAGAAAUGAACUACAAUGUUCUGCAAGUCUUCCAGAAUAAUCCGCAGGCCGUGGGUGAUACUUUGUCCGCCAUCGGAGAGGCAUACCUAAGGGACAAUUCUCUGCCUAUUGUAGGCUUCGUCCCCAACAGAAAAGCAAGGAUUUUGGCGCGGCUGCGGAACAUGGACAGUCUUGGUGUCAGCUUGGAGCUUCUACUAACCACCAUCCUGGGGCUUUGUGCCGUGGAGCUUGUUGAUGUCAACUGCCAUAAUGGACAUGUUUCUGCCAUUCCGGCCCUCAUGGAGAAUUUGGCCAUGAUGUUGGAGCACUACCUCCAUAAAGGGCUCGAGCUAACUCAGCUGGCGAAAUACUUUGUCCGUGCCUUAGCGAGACAAGACAUGAUGCUCGCUUUGACGAGGUUUCAUCGCCCCCGAAUCCCUACCGGCUAUUGGUUGGAUGACUACGCCAUGCAGCAUGCUGAUCGGUUCAUGGGAUAUACUGGACCUAUGAUGCCUCUACUCGCCGAGCUGGCUGCGUUGGCUGAGGACAUUCUGAAGUCCAUCCAAGAGGAUAGCCCGAGCGGGAUUGUCUGGGAUUCGACUUGGUCAAAUCCUCGCCGACAGUCUGUCAGUGUCCUUGACCAAGCUUUUGAACUGCAAUGCAAACUUCAGUCAUGGCAUCCUACGCUCGACCCGUUACUUUCCUUUGAGACCUCUCGAAGGUUUCUCAUGCACGCUUAUGCCUACCGCAACAGUGCUUUGCUUUACCUGCAUCGACUGAUCCAUCCUGCAGGAUGCUCCCUGGAAGCCGACCAGACAGCUCUGGUGAUGGCUUACGAGGUCAUGGUACACACGACAACGACCAAGGAGGACAUGAAGAUGUCGCUGUGGCCCCUCUUCUUGGCAUCAUGUGAAUUGCACAGUGAUGCUGAUCGGAUGAUCGCCACGCAGUCACUGGGUGUGAUUUGCGAUUGCCGCAAAACCGUCACCGCCCUUCGAACAAGAGACUUUGUUGUCAACCGAGUUUGGGCCGCCAGAGAUUCAGGGGAUGAUUGGAACUGGAUGAUGCUAUCGCAACAGUACCCGGAUGAGUUGCUCCCUAUAUGA